UGAAAAUUUUUUAAAACCUUCAAGUGCAAAUUUUUUAACAGUUUUUAUUGUUAACCAAAAAAAAAUUACUAUAAAAAUAUUGAAAUCAUUUAAGAAAUAAAUAUAAGUUGGUGUAAUGAAUUGUUAAAGAAAAUUUUGAAUAAUAUAGAAAAGAAAAAUAAAUUGUUGUUGGAAAAAAAGUGUUUCAAACCUCCCCUCUCUCUCUCACUAAAACCGUUAAAAUUCAAAAAGAUACACAAAAAAUGUUUGACCCUUUUGUGAAAAUCAAGAAAAAGCCCAAUAAUACUAGCACCACCAACAACAACAAUAAUAAUAAUGCCAACAACAACACCGUUAACGGCAACAAUAAUUUAAUAGUGCAAAGUUUAGAAGAUAAUUUCUUACCGAAUUUAAAUGACAUCUCAUCGGUGGAUGCCGAAUUGGAUGAUGAUUGUUUUUGCCUUACACCGCCAGCCACCACACCCACAACGCCUACCCAACAACAACAACAACAUAGCAGCAGUACAGCAACACCAGCACUAAGUGCUGCCUUGGCCCAACCUUCAACGUCCUCAGCGGCCGCCGCUGCUGCUGCCGCUUCUGCAAGCUAUUCCGCAACAACGUCACCUGCUGCCUCGCCACUCCAGGAUUUGACCUCUAGCAGUGCCACAAGCACCACCUGCAGUCGUUUACAGCAGCUAAUUGCUGCACCGCCCAUCAUACAAACGCCCCAUUUGAGACAACAGCAGCAAUUAGUAUCUCCACCCACACCACCGCCCUCAACGCCACCAACACCUGCCUUGUUGCAACAACAACUGCAAAAUAAUUGUUCCCAACUACCCAGCACCUCUUCCGCCUCCUCCUCCUCCAAAACCGUUGCAACGCCAUUACUGUCGCCAAACGCGGUACCGCAGCAACAGCCGACCUCGGUGUUGCAACAACAUUUGGGCCAUACCAACGCCAGCUCGCAUGCUGCCGAGCAAGCAAUAGUAGCUGCGGCCGCUGCUGCUAUUGGCUCACCUUCAAGACCCAACCUGCAAACUUUGGCUCAACAUUUGGCCUCACCGCCCCAAAAUCACCUGAAUCAGUCAUCUGCCAACGUUUCUGUCUCUGCGCCCACCUCACCUUUGUUGCAGGAAAUUUUCAAUUCAAAUAAUUUACAAAAUGUAUUAACCAGACAAAGUUCCUCAGCCAGCAACUCGAGUACAAAUACAACAAAUAGUAGUUCUACAACAACAACGUCGUCAUCAUCAUCAGCAGCAGCCUCCUCCCCAUCAUCUUCAUCGUCCUCGGCCAAUUCUACCCUAAGAAGUUUGGUUGCAAAUCCUCCCGCAUCGCUGAUAACAUCAAGUACAACUUUGAAUAGUAUUAUUGCCAAUCGUUUGAAUUCCCCACCGAACUCAAUCACAGGAUCGUCGUCGUCCUCGUCAUCAUCAUCGCUGGCAUCAAAAUCAGGAUCCUCCUCAACAUCUACAAGUAAUACCAGCUCUUCUUCGUCGUCCAACUCCUCCUCCUCCUCGUUUCAGCAGCAACAUUCCGCUUUGACAAAUUCAAUAACGCAUCGUAUACAUCAAUCCAUACGCCGGCAUUUAAAUCAGCAGAGUAAUAGUUUAGGAACAAAUUCCCAGCAACAAACCGGACACAAUCAGCAGCAACAGAGACUCUUGCAACAUUCACAAUACCAACAACAACAAUAUUCACAAAAUCACCUGCAACAAGAACAGAGGCAACAUCAUUCAUCGCGACACUCACACCAGCACCAGCAGCAGCAUCAUCAUCACCACCAUCAGCAACAACAAUUGCCACAGUUCUCCGCUUCCGGUUCUUUGGCAAAUUCUUCUUCCGGUUCCGCAUCGUCUGCCUCUUCUUCUUCUUCGUCGUCGUCUUCAUCGUCAUCAAAUUCCAAUUCAAAUUCACCCGUGUGUGUAGUAUUAUUGGUCAAAUGUCCAAAUUCAAAGGAAUAUUGUAAUGCCUUACAAGCCCACCAAAAUCACAAUCUAAUACCUCCUGCAACAUUACAACAAUUACAACAACAACACCAGCAUUGCUGUGAUAAUAAAAGAUUGCCGGUGAACGAAUGUCAGGCAAGUCAAACUGCUAGAGUGACAUCGAACCUAAACGCAUCCAGUAGUACAAUGGCGGUCAGUCGUGUACCCUCACCGCCCUUACCGGAAGUUAAUACCCCGGUUGCAGAAAACUGGUGUUACACACAGGUGAAAGUGGUUAAAUUUAGCUAUAUGUGGACCAUAAAUAAUUUUAGUUUUUGUCGCGAGGAAAUGGGUGAAGUCUUAAAGUCCUCCACAUUUUCCGCCGGUGCUAAUGAUAAACUGAAAUGGUGUUUACGUGUCAAUCCAAAAGGUCUAGAUGAAGAAAGUAAAGAUUAUUUAUCCCUAUAUUUAUUAUUAGUUUCCUGCAAUAAAUCAGAAGUUAGAGCCAAAUUUAAAUUUUCCAUAUUGAAUGCAAAAAGAGAAGAAACCAAAGCCAUGGAAUCACAGAGAGCAUACCGUUUUGUACAAGGCAAAGAUUGGGGUUUCAAAAAAUUCAUACGACGAGAUUUCCUAUUGGAUGAGGCCAAUGGCCUAUUGCCUGAAGAUAAAUUGACAAUAUUCUGUGAAGUUAGUGUAGUGGCCGAUAGUGUUAAUAUUUCCGGUCAAUCAAAUAUUGUACAAUUCAAAGUGCCCGAAUGUAAGCUAAGUGAAGAUUUGGGUAAUCUCUUUGACAAUGAGAAAUUCAGUGAUGUAACGUUAGCCGUGGGUGGCCGUGAAUUCCAAGCACACAAAGCAAUAUUGGCAGCACGCAGUGAUGUCUUUGCUGCCAUGUUUGAGCAUGAAAUGGAGGAGCGUAAAUUGAAUCGUGUCGCCAUAACUGAUGUUGAUCAUGAAGUUUUAAAAGAAAUGUUACGUUUUAUUUAUACUGGCAAGGCGCCAAACUUAGAUAAAAUGGCCGAUGAUCUCUUAGCAGCAGCUGAUAAGUACGCUUUGGAAAAGCUGAAAGUGAUGUGUGAGGAAGCGCUGUGCGUUAAUCUCUCCGUUGAAACAGCCGCUGAAACAUUAAUAUUAGCCGAUCUCCAUAGUGCGGAUCAAUUAAAAGCACAAACAAUAGAUUUUAUUAAUACUCAUGCCACCGAUGUUAUGGAAACCCAGGGAUGGCAAAACAUGAUCACAACACAUUCACAUCUAAUUGCCGAGGCAUUUCGUGCGCUUGCAACACAACAAAUCCCACCGAUUGGACCACCCAGGAAACGUGUAAAAAUGAGCUGAAAUUUCAAUAGUAGUAGAAGACAACAACAAAGGCAGCAUCAGCAACAACAACAACAACAAGAACAGCAACAAUUGCAAUUGCAACAAAAACAACACAUUAUAGAUAAUCAAGAAAAACAACAAGAUAAAUAUAAUAAUAAUAGAGAUAAUAAUGAAAACUAUAAUUAUUACAACCACAACAACAACUACUAUAAUUACAACAACAAAAACAGCAGCAACAACCACAAAAACAACUAUUAUUAUAAUUAUUUCUAUUAUUAUAACAUAAAAUGCAAAACAACAACAAAUUUGAAACAACCAACAACAAAAACAACCUUAUAUUGUACGAUUAUGAUAAUAAAAUAUUUUUUUAAAAAUUUCAUCAACUAUAACAAAAUGAAAAUUAAAAUAAAUUUAGCUGAUAUUUUCAAUAGUACUACGACUACUACUACCAAAUCCCUUAUUAGCAACAACAACAAAAACAACCACAAUAGUUAUAACAAAAACAAUAGCAAACAUUUGCCAUUUGGUAUUCCAACAAAUGUCUUCAAUUCAAGCAACAUCACCACCAACACAACUCAUAACUAUUAUUACUACUACAACAACAAAAACAGCUACUACCACAACUGUUUUAUAGAUCUACAACAUCUACUCCUAAACUAUUUGCAAUUCCUGAAAUUACAACUUGUUCAGCAGUAUUUAUUCUUCUGUGAAUUUUUGUGACUAUUUAUUUUAAGGUCUAUAUAAAAGAAACAAGAAACAAAAAAACAAAACACAAUAUUGUAUUAUUAUAAUUAAAUUACUAAAUUAGAAAUUUAUCAAUGUCGUCGUCUUGAUGUUUAAUAUUCUAUUAAAAAAAAAAAAAAAAAAAAAAAAAAAAAAAACAAGAAGAAAAACAAACAAACGAAAACCAAAUGCUGAACAAGUUGUAGUUUUGAGAGAAAAGUAAUUCCCCAACAAAACCGAAAAGAAGAUCAUAGUAUGCAAAUUAAGAAAAAGCAAAAAACCCCAAACAAUAUUUGAUGUAGUAGAUCAUUGCAAGAACCAAGCAAAACAAAAAUAAAUUUCAAAUCAAUGCAAAAAAUUCCUCAACUCAAAUGUAGAAAAAUCGGUUUGUAAGAAUACAAAUUUUGUUUUAAUUUUCUAGAAGACAAUGCAUACCAUAUUGUAGACAUGAAAAAGGAUUAUAUUCUCUAUAUCCAUUUCCCCACCACCACCUAAAUACCUAUUACCUAAUAUUUGUAAAUCCAAAAUCCUUUGUAAAUGUACAUUUUUUCUUAAUUGUUGUUGCUUAUCUUGGUAGACAUUAUUUGGUUGAAAACAAAUAUUUGUUUGCUUCCCUAUUUUAAUUGGCAUAUAUAACGUUUUUUUUGCGUGUGUUUGAAUACAAUUUGACCCAAUCGCCGUACAUGCUACAUACAUACUGAUUCCUUUACGGUUUCCUUUUUUUAUAAAUUCAAUUGUUUACAAUUUAUGGUAUAAGUUAUUUUUUAUUUUUGAGAUUAUCCUACAACUCAACAUCACCCGCUCUCUCUCAUCCAGCCUUCCCAUACAUUGUCGGUACAUUUCGGACUCGUCAGACGGCCUAGGUCGUCGCUGUGUAGAUGUAAAUUGAAAUUGUAUACAGGCUUUGGAUGAGUCGCACCUACAUUGUCAGUAGUCUCAGUUGGAAGAUGUAUGUGCAAAAAAAUCCGCUGAGAAGAACAAUUUUAGCUUGGUAUAUUUUUUUCCCCAUUCUAAUGUGUUUGCUAUUUGAAAUUUCUUAAUAUUUUGAAAAAAAAAAAAAUAAUAAAUAAAAAUUGAGGUUAGGAAUUGUCUGGGAUUGCUUGAAAAUAAUUAAAAAACUGGUUUUAAAAGAUUAAAUACCCGGGAAUUUUCAGCUAUUUUAUGACAAAAAUAUUUUUAAGGGAAAAGUUUGUAAACAAUUAAAUAUUCCAGAAUUUGUCAUGAGUUGUGUUGUGUUUGGAUAAAGUAGAAUGUAUAAGAGAUCAUUUAUUAUUUAAAGUGAUUGCCCAUUGCAAUAUGAUGACGUUUGUUGACCCUUGUUUAUGCCUGUUAUGUGCAUUCGGGUUGUAUGUGCCACGAAGAAAUUGGAAUACCAGACAUCGAUCUCAAGUCAAUAUAUAAUCGUAGAAUCUAUUAGACAUCAUUUAUCAUUGUAAUAUGAAGCUAACCCAUAUAUGGUACAACUAGGCCCCAUCUCUAAGAAAUUGGAAUACAAGAAAUCGAUCUCAAGUCAAUAUAUAAUCGAAGAAUGUAUUAGGGAUCAUUCAUAAUUCAAAGUGAUUGUUCAAUCCGAAAUGAAGCCUUAAGUCUGAUAUGUUCUUUCGGGUCGUAUAUGUCACUAACGUUUCGUAUAUGUCACCAACAUUAACCAUUUGAUCGACCCUAUAAAGCUAACCAAGCUAACCAUAAAUGGUACAACAACUAGGCUUUCAACUCUAAAAAAUUGGAAUACAAGACAUCGAUCUCAAGUCAAUAUAUAAUCUAAACUGAUAAUUCCAGAAAAAAUUAGGGUAAUAUAUCGAAUAUAGGUGAGAAAGAUUUGUUAGACAUGGAUUGAGUAAAUUUCUAUUGGUUUCGAGCAUGUCUUAGUUUGUGGGGAGAGUAUUAAGGGAAAAGUGGGAAAAAUGAUCGAUCUGGAGAUUUUGUUUUUUCUAUACAAAAAUAUAAGUAUUAGGUCCGUCUAGUUACUAAUUCUGCAGAAAAUUACAAGCUGUUAAUUUCUGCCAGGGUAAGGAGAUUUCUUCUCUUUUGCAAGAAAAAUGUGAAAAAUAAACACACGGGGUAUCCCAGCAUAAACUUGCAAGCAUUUGUCAAGACGAUAGAAUUUGCCAGCCAUAGGAAGAAAUGUUCCAGAACAGCAAGAAUAUAAACUUUUUUUCUACGAUAACCGAAAUUGGAAUUGGAAAACUGGAACAGGCCAACUGUAAACUCGCCUAGUACAAAUCAGAACUCAGAAAUCGAAAUCCAUAAAAAUAGGACAGCAAUCCUGACACUAUGGGUUUAUUUGAAAUAUUAAAUUAGCAUUAACAUAUCUUGGAGAUGGGUUGUUAUUACUAGCUUUUGGUUAGACUAUUGGUCUAUUCCAGAACUGCAAGAAAAUAAAAUUUUUCAGUGCGAUAAUCGCUUUUCCCUUUAUGAUAUCGAAACAAAUUGCAAAAAUAGUAGAUUCUUGUAGGUUCUGGAACACAGCAUAUUUCUUCUACUUUGGAAGUUCAGAACAAAAUUUGAGGUUAGAUCAUAUCUUUAAGUACCACAAAAUGUAUUAUGAGACAAUAAUUUGAAAGAUGGCUAUUGGAACUCAUUAGCAAAUAUAGAGGUUAGGUAAAUUCUUCGCUAUAGCUGGGUUGGAAAGUCACCAUUAAAACUUAUUUUCAAAAAGUUUCCAUUGGAACCGUAUCAGUAGUAUCCUUGGGGGCUAAUUAGCAAAUAUAGAGGUUAGAUAAAUUCUUCGCUAGAGCUUGGGUGGGGAGUCAUCAUUUAAACUUAUUUUCAAAAAGUUUCCUUUGGAACCUUGUUAUCAGCAUACAGACUGGGUCCUGUGUCCAUUGUAAUGUGUGUUGGACAUUGAUGAAGGUAAUAAAUUCCGUAUUUUUACCCGAAAUCAGAUUCGAAAUUUACGCCCUUUCAAUACUCAAAUUUGUAUUUCCCAGCAUUCCUAAACGUUGAUAAAGAUGGUGGCAGUGUUUUAAAUCAAUAAUCUUUUUCGCUUUGCCCUAAAUCGAGAUUUUGGCUCUAUUCACGGCAUGGGAUUGUAGACGAUAUUGAGGUUAGGAUUUUCACUGCUAUGUUUAAAAAAUUUCAAUAGGAAUUAUGCUGUCCUGAGUGACACCUACUACACUACGAAAACUUUAAAGCCAGUUCAGUUCAUCCUAAAAUGCUUUAAGAGCAAAAUAAACCAAAAAGAGAAAGGAAAAUAUACGAAAAUGGGAGAAAAAUUAAAAGCAAUUUGAACAGGAAAAAAUGUUUGUUCCUUGUGGCAAUGAAAAUCGUGUAAAGCAUCAAAAAGGCCUGUCUCUUCAUUUUAUAAACUCGUCUAAUAGAUCUAUUGGGGAACUAAUUUUCAAAGCCCCACGAAAAAAGCUUCUAAGCUGGCAACGUAGUAUUUGGAAUUUGUUCCUAUUGUUCUAUAUGGAAUGAAUUUAACAAUGAGUUGCGUAAGAGGUAUGAGGGUCAAAAAUGUGUUUUUUUUUUACAGGAGAGGGUUUGUAAAAUAGGAAUCCAAAUCAAUUUCCACAUCUGUCACUCAUACUUAGAUCAAUUUGAUGAAGAUUAUUAAAAAUUGCAAUUGGAUGAGACUAAUGCCAAGAAACUAGAUAGGUUUGAAAAUUGGAAUGUGGUUUAAUAUGAUAUAAAUAUAUAGAAUAUAUUUCACAAAUACACACAAAUUUCUCACGGCCAAAGUCUACAAAACUUCGUGGUGACACUGAGAGAGCAGGAUGUUGAUUUUCAAAGUCUACAAAGCUUUGUGGUGACACUGAGAGAGCAGGAUGUUGAUGUUGUAGGUUAAUUAUAUCAAGUGGUUUUUAAAUUUGUAUUAUCAAAUGUUGUUGUUCAAAUACUUCUAUUAAGGUUUCAAAACAUGAGAAAAAAUCACAACAACAAAUUUUGUUUUUAACAUUUCUUUAUUUUUUAUUAAAGAUUUCACAAUUUUGUUCACUUAAUUUUUUUUUAUAAUUUUCUUCUGUAUAAAGCAAGACAUGUAUGGAGCAGGAGCUAUAUUGAGCAUAAUAAUUAUUAAUGUAAUGUGUUUUUUUUAUUUUUUAUAUAAAUAUAUUUUAAUUUUUAAUUGUUAAUUUAAAACAAAAAGUUAUUGGUUUAACCAAAAUGUAAUUUUUAAUACUAAAUGUAAUGAUAAUUUAGAAGUUUUUUUUAUUAUUUUUUAUUAUAAAGAUGAUGAUGAUUAUGAUUAAUUAUAACUUUUUAUUUUUAUCAACAUAAUUAUAUAACAAAAAAAAAACAUAAGAAAA
Musca domestica (house fly) is the source of this 8191-nucleotide messenger RNA. It is a transcript of the gene rdx, whose product is annotated as protein roadkill. Gene Ontology annotation, cellular component: cytoplasm; nucleus. Bases 243 to 3239 code for a protein of 998 amino acids. The transcript has 8 exons. Gene Ontology annotation, biological process: regulation of proteolysis; proteasome-mediated ubiquitin-dependent protein catabolic process. Gene Ontology annotation, molecular function: ubiquitin protein ligase binding. Lineage: Eukaryota; Metazoa; Arthropoda; Insecta; Diptera; Muscidae. The record is from RefSeq and is a predicted model, not a curated record.